Python bivittatus (Burmese python) is the source of this 786-nucleotide messenger RNA. The record is from RefSeq and is a predicted model, not a curated record. NCBI's taxonomy places the organism in Eukaryota, Metazoa, Chordata, Lepidosauria, Squamata, Pythonidae.
AAUUGGAAAGACUACCAACCAAGCAACAUGACCAUGUCUGAACUGCAGAUGUUGGCUAGCAUGAAAAGGCAGCAAAAUGAAGAGUUGGAAUAUAAUGGACCUUCACAUGGGCUGAGUGCAUCUCAGAUCAACAAUUGUAAUAUUAGCAUCAGCACAAGCAGUGAUGACACAAACACCUGGAAUUCAUGUCUCCCAGCACCUGUUAAUCAAGGAAGUCACUAUCAGAAAGAAAUGAACCCUCUUUCCCAUUCCAACCCACGGGAUUGGCUACACGUUUUCAGCCCUCCUAUCAUUCCUCCUAGCCAACAGGUGGCAGAAUAUACCAAAGUUUCAGCAAACCUAAGUACCCAAGGUGAAGGUGAAGGGAAAGAAGAAGAUGAAGUUCUCACUCUGUUGUAUGACCCAUGCCUAAAUUGUUACUUUGAUCCCGAAACUGGAAAAUAUUAUGAGUUGGCAUAAAUAUUCGCAGACAUGAGGAGUGCUGCAAAAAACCUGAACUGUGCAGCACUUGAGAGCCUCGGCAAAUGCUCUUCUCCCUGCUCCAAAGGCAAACAGAGAAAUAUUUGAAAAGACCAUGUAAUGUUUUGUCUCCUGUUCCCAUUUCUGCUAUUUUUAUCAGAGUGCUUAGAAGCUUCUCUGAUUUUCAUAUACAUGUGUUUAAUUGGUUGCUGUUAUUUACAAUAUGGAAGAUUCCUAUGCACGAACUGAAUUACACCAAAUCAAAGAAAGAUAUGUCCUGGAUUAAUUUGUGAAUGCUUGCAUGAUUUUUUUUUCACCUAGUCAUUU